This is a messenger RNA of Aspergillus tubingensis, 525 nucleotides long. RefSeq names its product prefoldin subunit 5. Gene Ontology annotation, cellular component: prefoldin complex; cytoplasm. Gene Ontology annotation, biological process: protein folding; regulation of DNA-templated transcription. The record is from RefSeq and is a predicted model, not a curated record. Bases 1 to 525 code for a protein of 174 amino acids. Lineage: Eukaryota; Fungi; Ascomycota; Eurotiomycetes; Eurotiales; Aspergillaceae. The transcript is spliced from 4 exons.
AUGCCACCCCCCAACACCCCCGCAUCAUCCGACUCCCCCCCUCCGGGCUCAGUAAACAUCAACUCCCUCUCCGUGCCCCAACUCCGCGCGCUCCAAACCCGCCUAUCCUCCGAACUCGAACACCUGACGACCUCGCACGCGAAGCUGCGCGCCGCACAACUCAAAUUCAAAGAUUGCGUGCGCUCCAUCAACGAAGGUGUAAUUGGGUCUCAGAAGAAGGGCACCGAUGGAAAGGAGGAUAUCCUGGUGCCGUUGACGAGUUCGUUGUAUGUGAAGGGGAAGUUGGCGGAUCGGGAGAAGGUGCUUGUUGAUGUUGGGACGGGGUUUUAUGUUGAGAAGACUGCUGCCAAAGCUAUCGAGUUCUACGAAAAUAAGGUCAAGGAGCUGGAGACGAAUCUUACCGAGUUGGAGAAGAUUGUGCAGACGAAGAGUCAGCAGCAGAGGUUGUUUGAGGAUGCUUUGAGACAGAAGUUGCUGGCUGAGGGUGCUGGAUCUGCUGCUACUGCGUCUGCGGGUGCCGGUUGA